Messenger RNA from Fusarium fujikuroi IMI 58289, 1641 nucleotides. RefSeq names its product related to HOL1 protein (member of major facilitator superfamily). The record is from RefSeq and is a predicted model, not a curated record. Bases 1 to 1641 code for a protein of 546 amino acids. NCBI's taxonomy places the organism in Eukaryota, Fungi, Ascomycota, Sordariomycetes, Hypocreales, Nectriaceae. Gene Ontology annotation, molecular function: transmembrane transporter activity. The transcript has 5 exons. Gene Ontology annotation, biological process: transmembrane transport.
AUGUCUAUCGAUAUUCGCAAGACCGACACGGGCACGGCUGAUGGCCGUAACGACAUGCUGGGAGGUCUGCGCCUCCGCAAUGAAGAGACCAACGAGAUAAUUCUCAUACCAACCCCAACGAAUGAUCCCAAUGAUCCACUCAACUGGUCCAAGCCAUACCGCUUCUACAUUGCCGUCCUCGUCUCGUGCGCCAUUUUCUUCAGCAACUUCCUGGCGGCUGGACCGUCUGUCGCCAUCGUCAGUACCACCGAGUCCUUCUUUGGUCCACCUGGUCCCGAUUUCAGUGCCCAGGUUUCCAAGAUCGCCUAUUUCUUCACCACCACUGCUCUUCUCCAGGGCAUGGGAAACCUGAUAUGGAUGCCCUUCGUUGCAAAGUUCGGCCGUCGACCUACCUAUGUUACGUCCUUUAUACUCUAUACAGCCGUCGCUGCUUGGGCUGGUGGUGCUACUACAUACGGCAGUGCUUUGGCUGCGCGUAUCCUCAUGGGCUUCGCCUCGGGCGUCGCUGAGUGUCUCGCCCCUUUGACUAUCUCGGACUUGUUCUUCUUGCACGAGAGAGGUGCCGCCAUGGCUAUAUAUACCACUGCACUAUCCGCUGGUGUAGGUGCUGGAAUCAUUGUUGCUGGACUCAUUACCAUCAAUCUGAGCUGGCGGUAUAUCUACUGGGUAUCGGUGGCCUUGAUUGGAGUGUGUACCAUUCUCAUCAUCUUCACAUUCCCUGAGACCGUCUACAACCGUCAGGAGGUUACAGAAGGAACGCAUACGCAUAUCGUAACCAAUCGCAAGGAUCAGGAUGAGGAUAUUGAGAAGGUUCAGUUUGAUGAAGCCUCAGCAUCUGGGCACGUAUCUAAUGCGCCAGCCCAAAAGCGCACAUUUUGGCAAAAUAUGUCCCUGUACAGCGGUACACACACGAAAGAGUCCUUGCUCAAGCUGUUCUUCCGACCAGUUGUCCUCCUCACCCUCCCUCCUGUGCUUUGGGCUACCCUCGUCAUGUCUGUUACCAUCGGCUUCCUCGUUGCCAUCAGCUCCAACUUUGCUGUAGCUUUUAGCGCCACGUAUGGCUUCAAGCCGUGGCAAUCCGGCUUAUGCUUCAUCUCGUGUCCCAUAGGGGCUGGUGUCGGGGCAUUCUUUGGGGGUCACUUUAGUGAUAAGGUGGCGGAUCGGCUCACUCGGAAGAAUGGUGGUAUUCGAGAGCCAGAGAUGCGACUCCCUGCUAUUCUCAUCUCGCUUGUGGUCGCGCCGCUGUCACUGGUUCUAUAUGGUGUAGGCAUCGACCGCAACUGGCACUGGAUUGUUCCUACCCUUGGUCUGGGUCUCUUGAACAUGGCAAUCGUUCAAGCUACCAACGUUAGCUUGGUCUACACAAUUGACAGCUACCGUCCCGUUGCAGGAGAGUUAGCAGUCACGCAGCUGGCGUUCAAGUCUGCUUUCGGUUUUCUCCUCUCUUUCUACACGAAUCCAUGGAUUGAUAAGAGUGGAUAUGCAAAUGCAUUUGGUGCUAUGGCUGGAAUCUCAGGGGCUGUUAUUCUGUGCUGGGUGCCUAUCUAUAUUUGGGGUCGAAGGAUUCGCCAUGCUACAUGGAGCUGGGGCUACAUUGAGAAAUUUGUUCACUGGAAUGUGGAUCGUGAGGUGGGCGAGUAG